AACGAACCACUCCGCAAUGACCGCGUCAGUGAGUCCAUCCCUCCUCCCUCCACCUCGCCUUUGGCCGACAGGCAGUAGAAUAAUAAUACUCUCAACACACUCUCGUAUCAUCUUGAAGUGACCCUUGACCCUUUGCUAGAGCCAAACAUCACAGCACAACGCAGUCUCCUCUCUUAAAUCUUAAUAAUUUUAUUAUUUUUCUUAUCUAUACUACUAGUAUAAAUUAGUGCGAUCACAGCAUCUCCAAUGUCUCAAGCACGUAGAUUAAUAAUGGCGAGCGGCAGCAGUAUAUCCUCCAAUCCGAUGUCGUUUAAGCACGGCUUAUCUCUCUGGUGUCCACAGUCGUCUCCUUCUCUUCAUCGAACUCUCCAGUCUUCUCCUUCUUCUUCAAUCGGAUUCAAGACUUUCUUCCGAAACCACGUCGUUGCUGCUUCCUCCUCCUCCUUCGCUAAUGAAAAUAGAGAGUAUGUGAUUGUUGGUGGUGGAAAUGCAGCGGGAUAUGCGGCGAGGAGUUUUGUGGAUCAUGGAAUGGCUGAUGGAAAGCUUUGUAUUGUUACCAGAGAGGCAUAUGCACCAUAUGAGAGACCAGCUUUGACUAAAGCAUAUCUGUUUCCACUUGAUAAGAAGCCAGCGCGAUUGCCUGGUUUUCAUACUUGUGUUGGAUCUGGCGGGGAAAGGCAAACUCCAGAUUGGUAUAAAGAGAAAGGAAUUGAGAUGUUAUAUGAAGAUCCUGUGACAGGCAUUGAUAUUGAAAAACAAACAGCAACGACGAUAUCAGGCAAGCUGCUCAAGUAUGGAACUCUUAUAGUUGCUACAGGAUGUUCUGCCUCUAGAUUUCCAGAGAAGAUCGGAGGAAAUUUACCUGGUGUUCACUAUAUAAGGGAUGUGGCAGAUGCUGACUCAUUAAUAUCGUCUUUGGAGAAGGCACAUAAGUUGGUUAUUGUAGGUGGUGGUUAUAUUGGCAUGGAAGUAGCUGCAGCAGCUGUUGCUUGGAAACUUGACACUACGAUCAUUUUCCCAGAGAAUCAUCUUAUGCAAAGGCUUUUCACUCCUUCACUUGCUCAAAAAUAUGAAGAAUUAUAUCAAGAAAAUGGUGUUAAGUUCAUAAAGGGAGCCUCUAUCAAGAACUUAGAAGCCAGUUCUGAUGGGCAUGUAGCUGCCAUUAAACUUGAAAAUGGAUCUACUAUAGAAGCAGACACGGUAAUAAUUGGUAUUGGGGCAAAACCAGCUGUUGGUCCCUUUGAAAGGCUGGGGUUAAAUAACAGUGUUGGCGGAAUACAGGUUGAUGGUCAGUUCAGGACAGGUAUUCCUGGGAUUUUUGCAAUUGGAGAUGUAGCAGCAUUCCCAUUAAAGAUGUAUAACCGCAUGGCACGAGUUGAACAUGUAGACCAUGCUCGGCGAUCAGCUCAGCAUUGUGUCAAAUCACUACUUACUGCUCAUACUAGCUCAUAUGAUUAUCUCCCAUAUUUUUAUUCGAGGGUUUUUGAGUAUGAAGGGAGCCCAAGAAAAAUAUGGUGGCAGUUCUUUGGAGACAAUGUUGGAGAGACAAUUCAAGUAGGGAAUUUCGAUCCUAAAAUUGCCACCUUCUGGAUAGAUUCUGGCAAACUGAAAGGAGUUCUCCUUGAAAGUGGAAGUCCUGAGGAAUUUCAACUACUCCCUGAACUUGCAAAGAGCCAGCCUAUUGUUGAUAAAUCCAAGCUUCAGUCAGCAUCUUCAGUUGAAGAGGCUCUGGAGAUUGCUCGGACAUCCCUCCAGGCUGCAGUUUAGUUGAGGAAUUCCACCGUUGAUUCUUCAAGUGAGCCAUACAUGAAAUUUCUUUCUUGAGGGAACUUUUCAAUAAUCUUCAUGUCUAAUUGUUCAUUAAAUUGCUCUCAAUAUCCGGCCUUUAGUUGGAGUCGCCUUCAUCUUUUUUUGGGAAUAAUGGUUAUAGCACGAAGUAUCGUUGUAUAGUUGAGCAAAUUUUCCAAGUCACAGGCUUCUUCUCUGUAUUAGGUGAAAUAAAUUUUUGGAAUAAUCUUAAAUUUUGGUGUUUUGCACGCAA
Molecule: messenger RNA, 2041 nt
Organism: Populus nigra (black poplar)
Lineage: Eukaryota; Viridiplantae; Streptophyta; Magnoliopsida; Malpighiales; Salicaceae
Product: monodehydroascorbate reductase, chloroplastic/mitochondrial
Exons: 16
Coding region: 247-1767 (506 amino acids)
Cellular component (GO): cytoplasm
Molecular function (GO): flavin adenine dinucleotide binding; oxidoreductase activity, acting on NAD(P)H
Source: RefSeq, a predicted model, not a curated record